GGUGUCUGGAGAAGACACAUAAAACUAUCCAGAAUCCCCUGUGAGAGCUGGCCCCAUACAGUAACCAGUGCCUGUAUACUGAUAAUAAUGUCCCCGGAGAGGGGCUGUAAUACCCCAUCCUGUGUGUCUGUGCCCGCCCCGGCCUUUCCCUGGGUUACAGUGACCGUGUGACUGUGAGCUGGCACGCUGAGGGCAGCUAUGUGUACUGGCAGGGCAGCGCUGCCGCCAUGAUUUAUUGCUGGCAGUGCAGCUAGGUGGAGCCGGAUUGUUGUGGAGAUCAGAAAGCUGAGAAAGAUGAAUGUUAUAGAUCAUGUCCGGGACAUGGCUGCGGCCGGCCUGCACUCUAAUGUCCGGUUACUGAGCAGUCUCUUACUGACCAUGAGUAACAACAACCCGUGAGUAUCAGCUAGGACACUGCAUGGGCCAUGAUAGAGAGAGAGAGAGAGAGAGAGACUGCAUGGGCCAUGAUAGAGAGAGAGAGAGACUGCAUGGGACAUGAUAGAGAGAGAGAGAGAGAGAGACUGCAUGGGCCAUGAUAGAGAGAGAGAGACUGCAUGGGCCAUGAUAGAUAGAGAGAGAGAGAGAGACUGCAUGGGCCAUGAUAGAGAGAGAGAGACUGCAUGGGCCAUGAUAGAUAGAGAGAGAGAGAGAGACUGCAUGGGACAUGAGAGAGAGAGAGAGAGAGACUGCAUGGGACAUGAGAGAGAGAGAGAGAGAGGCCGGCUACCAUGAGAGAGAGAGACUCGACCGUACGGGCCAUGAGAGAGAGAGACCGCAUGGGCCAUGAUAGAGAGAGAGAGAGACUGACUGCAUGGACAUGAGAGAGAGACUGACUGCGCGGACACAGCGAGAGAGACCGCGGGACAUGAGAGAGAGAGACUGCGUGGACAUGAGAGAGAGACUGCAUGGGACAUGAGAGAGAGAGACCGGCAUGGACAUGAGAGGAGAGAGAGAGAGACUGCAUGGCCAUGAGAGAGAGAGAGAGAGAGAGAGAGACCGUAUGGGCCAUGAUAGAUAGAUAGAGAGAGAGACUGCAUGGGCCAGAGAGAGAGAGAGAGAGAGAGACCAAUCAGCAUGGACAUGAGAGAGAGAGACCGACCGGGCAAAGGGGACAUGAGAGAGAGAGAGACUGCAUGGGACAUGAGAGAGAGAGACUGCAUGGGCCAUGAGAGAGAGAGAGACCGCAUGGGCCAUGAGAGAGAGAGAGAGAGAGAGAGAGACUGCAUGGGCCAUGAUAGAUGGAUAGAGAGAGAGAGACUGCAUGGGCCAUGAUAGAUAGAGAGAGAGACAGACUGCAUGGGCCAUGAUAGAGAGAGAGAGACUGCAUGGGCCAUGAUAGAGAGACUGCAUGGGCCAUGAGAGAGAGAGAGAGACUGCAUGGGCCAUGAGAGAGAGAGAGAGAGACUGCAUGGGCCAUGAGAGAGAGAGAGAGAGACUGCAUGGGCCAAGGAGAGAGAGAGAGAGAGAGAGAGAGACCGCAUGGGCCAUGAGAGAGAGAGAGAGAGAGAGAGAGAGAGACUGCAUGGGCCAUGAGAGAGAGAGAGAGAGACUGCAUGUGGGCCAUGAGAGAGAGAGAGAGAGAGACCGUACGGGCCAUGAGAGAGAGAGAGAGAGACUGCAUGGGCCAUGAGAGAGAGAGAGACCGUAAUACCAUGAGAGAGAGAGAGACUGCAUGGGCCAUGAGAGAGAGAGAGAGAGAGAGAGACCGGCAUGAGAGAGAGAGAUUGCACGGGCCAUGAUAGAUAGAGACUGACUGCAUGGGCCAUGAGAGAGAGAUAGAGAUAGAGAGACCGGAUCGCAUGGGCCAUGAGAGAGAGAGACUGAUCACGGGCCAUGAGAGAGAGAGACUGACUGCAUGGGCCAUGAGAGAGAGAGAGACUGACUGCAUGGGCCAUGAGAGAGAGAGAGAGACUGCAUGGGCCAUGAGAGAGAGAGAGAGACUGCAUGGGCCAUGAGAGAGAGAGAGACUGCAUGAGAGAGAGACUGACUGCAUGGGCCAUGAUAGAGAGAGAGAGAGACUGCAUGGGCCAUGAGAGAGAGAGAGAGAGAGAGACUGCAUGGGCCAUGAGAGAGAGAGAAAGAGAGAGACAGACUGCAUGGGCCAUGAGAGAGAGAGAGAGCACAUAGUAAUAAGUGGAGCAUGUCCACUUAUUAGAUGCAAUGAAAAUAGAAAAACUAGCUCUCUCCUUUGUCAAUUAAGUAUAUUACUGUAUUGUAUGUGUAUAUAUUUUGGAUAGGUUUGAUCAUCCAACAGUCAUGUGAGAUGUUAUGGUGUUAAUGUUUAUUCUCAUGAAGGGUUAUCUAACUCUGAUUCUCCAAAAUGUUGUUGAAUUACUAUAAAAUUAUCUGCCCAUCCCAUUGCAUUCAUAGAUUUGUAAAACAACCUUGUUCUUGUAGUUUGAGGGUUGGCUUGCAAUAUUUAGGCUGAAAUAAACAAGUUUAUUCCCAACUCUACUCUUUUCACUUUAUUUAUUUUUUAAACUCUAGUUGGAGGGUGGCAAACAGUAGAUCCUUCACAACAUAGAACUGCAACUUCUGUAACAUGCAUUUUUCAUCCAAAAACCCUUCUCAGUCGCCUCUUUCCCACCACCACUUCCGCCCUUAUAGCCUCUCGGUCCUCCGUAGAGAGCGGUCAAUGUGCAGCUACCGUGUGUGUAGGAAUUCUGUAACAUGCAUGCGCUGUGGUUGCUAUGGAAACUCCCUAGCCAGAGCUUCUAACACUGACUAGGGAGCAUAGGAACAGAAUGAUAUCACAGCGUGCCAAUGUCACUGGCGAGAUUUGCCCUGAUUGGGAUGUGUCCCAAGCAGGGCAAAUCAAAGAAGACUUCGGGAGGAGCGCGGACAGAGCAGAGGACGGCUAGAAGGCGGUGGAUGUUACACAAAGCGUAACACCCACAGAGCGGCGCUGGAACAGAGAAAAGGCGAGUAAAUAUUUAUAGUUUACAUUGAAAACGCCAUGUAUGGUUUUGAUAUAUGGUGUAUUCAAUGUAUAUGGGAGCAAUUUUAGGUAAGUUUAAAACUGGUUCACUUUUUAAGUUGAACAAAAAAAGUAAUUGACUCUUACUUUGUGGUUCAAACUAUUAACUUGUAGGUGUUGAUUUAGCUUGCUUCCAUUAAUAAUCUUGUUUUCAUCUUUUCUCAGGGAAAUGUUUUCACCGUCCCAAAAGUACCAGUUGCUGGUGUAUCAUGCAGAUUCCCUGUUUCAUGACAAGGAAUAUAGAAAUGCUGUGAGCAAGUACACCAUGGCUCUCCAGCAGAAAAAAUCUUUAACCAAAACUUCUAAAGUUAGACCGUCUACUGGAAACACCACAACAACUCCACAAAAUCAGGUAGCCAUUCAACCAUUUUGAAUAGAAAACAGCCUGUCUUUUCCCUUAAUGUAUUUUUUAUCACAAUUAUCAUCAUGUAUUUAUAGAGUACCAACAAAUGUGUUUAAAAAAGACACUCCAUUCACAGGUAAAAUGACAACUUAUAGAACUCCCACUUUACUUUUAUAGUACUCUACUUUUCUUUUUAAAUUUUUAUUGAGGCAUUAAAUUUUAAAGUUUUUUUCGAGGCAUAUACCAUUACAGUACGAGACUAUAUCCUUUUGAGGUUGGUCAGAGGAUCGGGGUGACAGGUGCUGCUUAACACGGACAGUCCUCCGCCCUGGUGGCUGAUGCAGUAUAUACAAGCCCCAUGUGGUCGCCUAGGUGAGUGAGGAACAGGAUACAUGGGUUUUCCCUGAAGCUUUUCACCGGGAGUAGGCCCCUUUGUCUCUGGUUGCUUGUCUCCCAAGGCUCUGCACUCUUGUUCGGCUUUGGUAGUUGCCAUACGUUGCUGGAGUGUGAGCCAGAAGCGUUGGAAAUGGCGGUCGGGCCGCAGUUGAAACUCUGCAACAGCGUCGCUGGGAGCUUUCUGGAGGAAACUAAUGCCACAUGAGUCUGUGAGAGAAACGACUGCCAUGUUGUGGGUUUGCACACAGUUUACUGUUGCUCACAUGGUGUGAUAGGUAUUUGGAAGUCAGAUCUGUCAGCACUGAGAGAACUGGGAUAUCCCGGGGGAGGGAGUGCAAUGCGCCCAAGUGUAGGGCUAGGGCACAAGGAGAUCGGGUGCUUGUCCUCAGUCCAGGUCCCAGUAGGCCACAACAGGAUCCUCGGACACUCGGUGGUAAAAAUGUUCAAGAAAGGUAUGAGACCGCUUACCCAGGCUCCCCUGCUUGUGCAUAUAUCAAUGACAAAGCAAAUAAUCCCCAGAAUCUUGUUCAAAAAGCCAAUUUUCAGCAAGAAAUGCAGGAACUCAAGCUACACACGACUGAUCAGCUUAGUGGUCAGGCUCUGCCCCAUCUACUUUUAUAUCUUUUUUUUUUUUCACUAUCUAUGUCUAUCUCUCACUCUAUUUAUUUUUAAAAUAAUAGGUGAGAAGAGUCCAGUUAUUCGAGGGUUCGACUCUCUCUAAGCAGGUCGCACGAUUAAAGUGAGGAUACGUGAUAUUUGGCCAAAAAAGUAGUUACACCUGUUUAUUAUUGAUUUAAAAAAAAAUUUAAAUUCUGUGUACCUAACCUUUUAUAUAAAGUAUUUGGCAGUAUGUAUCAGUGUUUGCAUUUGGAGGCAUGGACGAUGGCUAUUAUUUGUAUGUUCCAUUUUAUAACGCAACAAUUGUGUGAUGUGAUAAAAUUGUAUACAAUGUAUUGAAUGUGCUAUGGUUUGUGUCUCACUACUUUGCUACAUAAUAUUGCAUCUGUUAAAGCAAAAAUAAAAGAAUAAAAAGGACACUCCAGGAUGUCCCAUUUUUUUUGAAGUGUAUUAAAAAUAACAAAAUUAAAAAUAAACAUCUGAAGUUCUCCCUUUUUACUCAAUAUUCCCAGCAUUCCAUUUCCCUUAACAAAAUUUGCCCAGAUUUUUAGCUAGCUGAUACUUGCCCACAAAUUCUAGAUUUUUCCCAUUGUUUUAAAAGUAGGUGCUGGUCUUACUCUAGCAGCAUGUUAAUGGUGAUACUUGUAUUCUGCUGCAUUUUGGAAGAUUGCAGUCAAUUUAUAAUAAUAAAUCUACAAAAAAAAAAUGUUUUUGGAAUUUUUUUUACAUUUUUAAUCAUUACACAAAAGUAAGUGGAGUCUGACUAGUGGUGGGGAAAAAAAAUAACACCUCAUGAAACGUGGGUUACUACAGCUGGAAUUUAUAGAAUAUAUAUAUAUAGUUAAGUAGUUAGCAACAUUUUCAUUCAUUAUAAAAUUAUAUAGCGAUAUAAAUGGAUGGAUGUGUGUUUAUUAUUAUUAUUGCCAUUUAUAUAGUGCCAACAGAUUCCGUAGCGCUUUACAAUAUUGUUUAGCAUGUUCUCCUCUACAUUAAACCAAUGACUGUAUUAUACCAAAAACCAGACUACACUAAAAUGCUAAAUGAACAGUACAUCGUUGGGAAUAUGGUGAGGGUUUAAAAAAAACAAAAAAAAAACAUAUUUACUUGCCUUGUAUCCUGCAGCUUGCUGGUCUCUGUGCUGCCACUCUGCCUCUCCGUUUGAGAUCAUCAAUCUUGACAAUCUCAGCCAAUCCAAUGAUUCGUCUCCCCAUGUUAAUGCAUUGAAGCAAUGCAUCUCUAUGGGGAGAGUUCAGCGUCUCCAUGUAGAUCAUGGCGAUGCUGAACAUCAGUCCUGCAAUCUUUGACUAUACUCACUAGAAUAAUUACAUUAAGCUGUAGUUGUUGUGGUGACUAUAGUGUCUCUUUAAGAACAAAGUAUUACAUUUCUAUAAGAAGCGGAUAACUUUUUUGGUUCCUAUAGAACGGGGGUUCCCAAUUAAUUUUUUCCUGUGGAACCCUUUGACAUACUGUAUCAACAUGCUUGUAUGUGCCUGUGUGUGUGUCUGACACACAGAUACACACAGUGUGUGUAUCUGUGUUUGUAUGCGUCAAUGUGUGUGUGUAUCUGGCACACACCUUGACACUCAGAUGCACACUGACACACACAUCUUGACUCACAAAUAUACACACACAGUGACAUAUACACUCACUGGCACAUACACACACUGACACACUUAGAUACACACAGUGACACGUACACAAAUCUUUACACACUCAGACACACACACAUACUCUUUGACAGACACACAUACAAACACAUAUACACUCUAUAUCUGACAAGAACAGAUAUAUUCUCACAGACAAACACAUUCAUUCUCACUGACAAGCACACAUAUACUCUUUGACAGACAUACAAACACGUACCAACUCCCUAACACACAUAUACAUUUUUUAUUUUUAUUUUUUUUUACAUGUUACUCCACCCAGCCCCCCUACCUUUAGAAGUACUGGCAUGGGGUCCAGUGGGGCUGCUGGUGUACUGAUCUGUGGAGGAGUAGCAGGAGUGCUAGCACGCAUGUGCAGCACAGGAUCCAGCUGAUUUCCCUCACUGGAAGUGACGAGUGUAAGGGAUUUUUACGGGGUAGGGAAUUUUAAUCGAACACCGGCUCCAGCAUCACUGCUGUGCGAGGGAGCUGAGCAGGGAGAUCACUGCUCCCUCACCGCCCGCUGUCAUUUUAUUUUUUUUUACUUUUGGCGGAACCCUAAUUAGUGUUCUGCGGAACCCCAGGGUUCCGUAGAACACCAAUUGAGAAACGCUGCUGUAGAAAAUACUAUAAGGAUAAGAACCCACCCUCACUCAAUUAGACUUGGCUUAAAUAGUAAUUUCCAAGGAUAAGCUGUUUGUGCAACCGACUAGCUAUGUCAAUAUUGCGAAGUGUAGCUUUAUUUAAAUUAAAUGAACAUGACAGAAAUGUAUGCACAAAACUGCCACUGUUGAAGGAAUGCUAGAGUGCACAUUUACACGUAUGGCUAUGGCAUUAUUGUACAGAUACUUGUGGCUCAACAUGGUUUGUUUUUUGUUUGUUUUCCCACUCUAUUCAAUCGUAUUUACUGUGGUAAGGGUACAAGUAACUGUCAUUUCCAGUGCAAUCCGUCAUAUGAGACGUAAACUAUAAAAUAAAAUAAAUAUACGUAUCAACACAUCAAGGUGUUUAAGCCGCAGCCAGAUUUAAUAGAACAGAAAAGAGCAGCAAUGUUUCGACCUGCUAUGAGGUCUUUGUCAAGCUUUAAGCAAUGUUUCGACCUGCUAAGAGGUCUUUGUCAAGCUUGACAAAGACCUCUUAGCAGGUCGAAACGUUGCUGCUCUUUUCUGUUCUGUUAAAACUGGCUGCGACUUAAACAGCUUGAGAGCCUGGAGAUUUAUCUUUUUUGCCUUAUUGUUGUGGGAUUGCUGGCCCUGCUCCGGAGCACCGGGUGACUGCUGGGAUUGAGUGUGGCUCCUAUCUUCAUUGUUGCAGCAUAGUCAAAAUAUAAACCAUAAAAACCGAAGUGAAUGGCAAUGAAUCAAAAAUAAAUAUAAAAUUAAAAAUACAGAAACUGUUUCAGUCAACACCAGUUACCUAUCAGUCCCAAGUGACAAGUUAAUUGCUUAACUGCAAUGUGAAAAAUAAUACGUUGAGUAACAAUAUUGGUAUGAAGACAGUGUCCAGUAAAUAGAUGUAAUGUGGUACGCAGACCCCUGGAUGAAUCAUACAGUGGUCUCUAGGAUUAAGCUGCUGAAUUUAUAUAGCACUACAAUAAAACACUGUUUAGUACAUCAUCCCCUUUUCUAAAUGAAAUCCAGACCAUAUGUAUUGGUCAAUGCAUAGACUGCAUGUAUAGUGAAUCUUAGAGAGAAAAAAAGAACAAAUUCACAGAGCUAAAACAAUAAUUUAAUAAAUGUAAAAGAGAUUAAAAACACUCAGAAGACCGUGAAUUGGGAAUUGCUUUUUGGGGAACCCGGCCCCUAGAAAGUGCCAGUCACUCCCAGUUUACCUCCACAUGCCGGUUUGAGGAGGAGAAGUGGGCAAUUCUUAAUGUGAUAAUCCAGGAAGUAACCAGGCACAGCAGUGUGUAGUGUUGCAAUGUCAAUAUGAAUCCCACUGAGGCUCGGACUGGUCUGUGUAUUGUUGGAUUGCUUCCAACUCUGUUGCUUCCUUUCAAAUGUCCCGCCUAAUGGGUUCUGUAAACACAGGUUCAUUUCAUCAGUGGCUGACAUUGUAUCACAGGCAUGGAACUUGUAUACCCCAUAGUCCAUUCAUUAAUGUGGCAGAUAUAUCCUUACUUGAAAUUAAACAUUAACACCUCAGACAUUCUAAUAUCAAUGACUUAAAACUUUGUAAUACAACAUCAGAAUAUUACAAAAUAUAGAUAAAAUAACUAAAAUGGUACAAUAUGAAUGGUGUCAUUAAUUUAAUUUUUUUUUUUUAUAUAAAAUUAGGACGAAAAGGAGGUGGGGGGAGGAAAGAGGGACACAACUUUAGAAUAUAAGAAUGAAUAGAGAAAUAUGUUAAAAAAAAAAAAUUAAAAAAAAUUGGAAGGCAUUAAACAAUUUAACUUUAAACGGGCAUUUUACCCCACUCCCUCUAGCAUGUAAGCUUAUUGAGUAGGGCCCUCAACCCCUCUGUUCCAGUGUGUCCAACUUGUCUGGUUAUAACUACAUGUCUGUUCGUCCACCCAUUGUAAAGCGCUGCGGAAUUUGACGGCGCUCUAUAAAUAUCAUAAUAAUAAUAAUAAAUGUCUGCUACAUAUACCAUACAGAUGAAAUGGUUGGCAUUCCUGCUCAAGGUUAUAUGGGAAAGCGUGCAGUAGAGUGGUCCAUUGUUACAGGUUAUUUAGAGCUUGUUACACCAAGACUGUAUUUUGUAAUGUGCAAUAUAUAUUGCAUUUCUUUUCUUGGUUUUUAGUUUUUGCCUUCAGAAAUUGAAGUAAAAUACAAGAUGGCUGAGUGUUACACCAUGUUGAAGCAGGACAAGGAUGCUAUAGCCAUUUUGGAUGGAAUUCCUUCACGCCAAAGAACACCGAAGGUAACAGAACUAUACAAAUCAUUUUUAAAUCUAUUUUAGGGUCGAUCAUUUUUGUUUCUUGGUAAAUUAUAUGCUUUUACUUUCUAUUAUUUGUAGAUUAAUAUGAUGUUGGCUAAUUUGUACAAGAAAGCAGGACAGGAACGUUCAGCUGUGACAAGCUACAAGGAGGUGCUGAGACAGUGCCCAUUAGCACUUGAUGCUAUCAUAGGUACAACUUCAAUGUAAUAUAUGGAUUUAAAGUACAUAUGUCCAACAAAACCUCUUUUUUAUUAGAUUUUUUUUUUUCUUCUUUUCAAUUCUGUCCUGGUUAAUAUUUCCUUUUUUUUUAUUUAUUUUUUAUUUUUUAUUUUUUUAAAUGUCUAAUAGAAGAGUGGAAGGCUGCUCUGUAUCUACAAAUAUUCUAUAAUAAUUUUUACUACUUAAAUCUAUGGUUAUGCUCUCGGGAUGUGUUUGUGCAUAUAAAAUGUGAACUUUUCCAAAUUGUAUUUUGGAGUUUGUAUGAAUAAAUCACUGCUGGUGCACUAUAAGCAUUAUGCCUAAAGGCUCCAUGGUUGCCCAGAGGGUUGGAUAAUAGUAAUGGUCUGUGCAUUGGUGCUACCUGCACCAUACUACUCAUUGCAGAUCCCAUGUAAGAAGUCAAACUGUUCUAAAAUGUUUGACUCCUCGCAUUUCGAAGAUGCCAAGGCACUCCUGACACCAUAACAACUACAGUGUGCUGUAAUGGUGAUGAUUCUUAGGGUUUUUCUUUAAACUGUCUUAUCUAGUGCUGCUCCACUUCCUCCUUUGCAGCCACCCAAUCUUCUGAAAUCAUUGGUAAUUAUCUCGGGCUAAUUCAGUGCUUAUCAUAAAGCAGCAUUGUAAUUGUCACUCUCUGACAUUUGGAUACUUCUCAUAGAGAAGCAUUGAAUCCAAUGCCUCUUUGUGAAAAACAUUUGCAGGGAAUUUUUAACACUAUAGGGUCAGGAAUUCAUUUGUGUUCUGAUUCUAUAGUGUUCCUUUAAUGUAGGGGUUUUGGUGCAGUGUGCUGCUUUUAAGUAUAUUUAUUAGAAUAUCUGUGCCAUGAUAUGGGGAACAUACUAACCACAUUCUGAUAAAUGGAAGGAAAGGCUUGGUUGGAAGAUCACACUGUACUAUUGACCAGCAGUACACCUGCAUUCAGCUUCUAGUUAAAGUGUUCUCCACUGUGCAUGCUCCCUGCAGACAAUAUUUCCAGAUCUCAUUCAAAUGGGAAAACACUGUGCAUAGAGCUGUAUGCUCGAUGCAAUGAGACUUGACAAACUUGGGGCCAGUAAGAAACCUUAGGAUCCACCUACACAUGUACAUGUUUUAUGAGCCAAUCAAAGGUUUGUACAUAGAUUAUUGCAGAAUAAACUACAGUUUAUGAGCCACUGUAAAAUUCUAGGAUACCAUACCUCUAGUUUCAUCCAUCAUCGAACAUUAACAUUCACGUUAUAGGCCAGCUAUUUAUUUUGUUAUGAAUGAACAUUUUUUUGCUUCGAUUCCUCUGGAGGAUAUAAAUAGAUGUAAUUCUUGUUGUUUUGGCAGAAUUCCGUUUCACUGCAGGACCCUAAUGCCUGCUUCUCAGCAAGUAUGCUUCAAUCGACAUUUAACAAAAGUUUUAUAAUUGACAUUUGGUGAUCAGUAUUAUUCUCUCCACAUAAAGUUGUUUAUGGUGUGAAAUAAUUGAAAACAAAAUGGAUAAAAUUCUGUUUUUUUUUCCCACCUAAUUUGCAAAGAAGCUGUGCUAUUCUUUUAUUUCAAACGUGGAAUCAGCAGCCUGCCAUGAUUUGCUGUACACUGUGGGCAUCAAAAUAAAAUGUAUUUUUAGUCUGUAAAAUAUAAGUUGGAUGUAGAGCUGGAAUCUCUGUGGGAUAUUGUGUACUGGGAUAAAAGGGUGUAAUUGGGGUAAAAAGAACAUGAGAAACCAAAUAAGAAAGGAUUCACUUAAAGGGAAACAAAUGGUCUUUUUUUCUCGACUUAACACCAUGGAAUGCAAAAUGUAUUAAAUUCUUUUUUUUUUUUUUUAUCCAUUUUCUUUUAACAUUAUAUUAAAGUAUUUUGCAGAUUACCUAUUAAUCCAGUUCAGACCAUGGUAAACAGGGCCGGCCUUAGGCAAUUAGGCGCCCUGUGCAAAAAGUCUUCACGGCGCCCCCCCCACCUCCCACCAAGUUGCCUGAAUACAGUAACACACACAGGCACCGGGGACGUGUGUAUCACGAGGCAAACAAGGCAUCUGCCUUGGGCGCCACUUUGCAGGGGGCGGCAAAAAAAAGCAUCCCUCCAAACCCCCAGGCAGAUCCCUUGCUUGCCUCGCAUCCUGGGGGGCUCAAGAGCUGACCGGCUGGCCACUUUUGAGCCCCCCCAAGGCUGGCAGCGGGCAGCGAAGGAGCAUACUCACCUGAGCUCUUCCUGCUCAGCUUCCUCUGCGCCGCUUAAUGAAGCCGGGAGCCAGAAUAUGACGUCAGUCCGGCUCCCGGCAUCACUAAGCGCUGCUUACUCAGCCUGUGCGCCCCCUGCCUGCCUGCCCAGCAGCCACACUGGACUGCUGGUAAGAAAUCCACUCCAGCUUUCCCAGGGAGGCUGGGUGGAUUUAAAAUAAAUGUAAAAAAUAUUAGUUUGUGAGUGUUAGUGGAAAUGUCUGUGUGUGUGUCUGUGAGUGUUUAUUUUGAAGUGAAUGUGUGUGUGUGUGUGUGUGUGUAAGUGUGUAAUUGUGUGUGUCUGUAAGUGUGUAAUUGUGUGUGUCUGUAAGUGAAUGUGUGUGUGUCUGUGAGUGAAUGUGUGUGUUGGUCAGUGAGUGUAUAUGUGUCAGUCAGUGAGUGUGUAUGUGUCAGUCAGUGAUGUGUCGUCAUGUGUAUGUGUCGUCAGUGAGUGUGUAUGUGUCGUCAGUGAGUGUGUGUCGGUCAGUGAGUGUGUAGGUCAGUGAGUGUGUAGGUCAGUGAGUGUGUAUGUGUCGGUCAGUGAGUGUGUGUCGGUCAGUGAGUGUGUGUCAGUCAGUGUGUAUGUGUCGGUCAGUGGAGUCGUGCAUCUUUCAGUGAGUGCUUGCGUCUGUCAGUGAGAGUGUGCAUCUGUCAGUGUGUGUCCAAGUAAUAGUGUAUGUGUGUAUGUCAUUGUUUGUCAGUGUAUAUGAGAGUGUGUGUCUGUCAGUGAGUGUGCGUCUGUCAGUGAGUGAGCGUCUGUCAGUCAAAGUGCGGCCUUGACAGGAAGGGGUGGGGGAAAUUUAAACUCGGUUACAGGCAUGUACACACACACUCAGUUAAAGGCAGUCACACAUACAGGCACAGGCACAAACAAUGGCACAGCUACAGCGACACACACAGACAGACAGUCACAUAGGCAGUCACACACACAGACAGACACACAGUAACACACACAUAGACAGUUAUGCACACACAGGCAGGCAGUCACACAGAUAGAAAGUCACACACACAGGCAGGCAGUCACACACAGACAGAUAGUUACAGACAGACACACACAGGCAGGCAGGCAGUCACACACACAGGCAGUCACACACACAGACAGACAGUCACACACACAGACAGUCACACAGACAGACAGUCUCACACACACAGGCAGUCACACACACAGACAGUCACACAGACAGACAGUCACACAGACAGACAGUCACAUACAUGGGCAGUCACACAGACAGACAGUCACACACACAGACAGUCACACACAGGCAGGCAGUCACACACAGAGACAGUCACACACACACACACACACAAGGACAGGCAGUCACACAGACAGUCACACACAGACAGUCACACGCACACAGGCAGGCAGUCACACAGACAGACAGUCACACACACACACAGACAGACAGUCACACAAACAGGCAAACAGUCACACACACACACUUACCUCUUUCCAGUGGAUGCAGUUGGCUGAUGGGGAAGCAUCUUUCCCUCUUCCUGUACAGCAGGGGCUUCGGGAGGUAUUAGCCCCGUCUCCGCCUCUCGAUAAGCCCCGCCUCCGCCGCUCGGUAAACCCCGCCCCCUCUGCCGCGAUUUUUUUUUUUUUUAAAUAGACCCGGGUGGAGAAUAAUUAAUCCUCCAGCCAGGUCCCUUUUUUAGCUCCCCUGCACUCCGGCCAUGAGUGAGCUGUGUUGGCCACAGGGCGCCCCCUGUUCCAUGGCGCCCUGUGCGGUCGCACAGCUCGCACACCCCUAAGGCCGGCCCUGAUGGUAAAUAUAUAGAGCCAAAAACAAUCACCCUUGCACAUAAAACAAGGAGAUGAAAGACCCUUAUUUAGACAGUGGUAACAGCUUCCUCCAGGGAUAUCCCAGCAAUAAUCCCUCCAAUAUAGUGGUAACAGCUUCCUAUACCUAUACAAAACCAUGGUAAACAUUGCAAAUGAAAAGAAUUAGAGACAUUGUUAUACUUUCUGAAAGCCAGGAGUAAAGAAUAGAGUUUAUAACGACUGAUAGGGAGCUGAGAUAGCUUAUUUGGUAAUUUAAUUUUUAUUUAUCAUACCUCUCAAAUACACAUUUGUUAAAUAUACAUAUAAGUAAGUAUAAUUGCCAAUAGAGUUGUCACUCUUCUGGAAACAGUGGGGCCCUGCGGACCCCUACGACCGGGUGCCCGCAGCCAUGUGUUGUGGUAUAACCGCAGGGGCCGCACAUUAAGGGGCCCAUCGGGUGGCACAUGCUGUUGGGGCCACCCGAUAGCUAUGGAUUUCCAGGGGGCCUGGUCAGCGUGACCGGGCCCCCUUUGAUGACAUCACAGCUGGGAGGACGUGACUGUCCCGUCACUCCUCCCAGCUUAAUGCAGGAGGAAGAGAGGAGGGAGUCAGAGUGGGAACUCUAACUCCCAUCAGGCUGAGCCACCGCUGGACCCCAGGGAAGUCACCCUCCUGCAUGUAAAAGGUAGGAAACAGAAGGGUGACUAAAAUAUUUUGUAUAUCUGUUUGUAUCUAGGUGUGUGUAUGUGUGUGUGUGUAUAUGUGUUUGUAUGUAUGUGUGUUUGUACAGUGGCAUACGUACAGGGGUCGCAGCUGCGACCGGGCCCAUCACUGCCGGGGGGAUGCGUUUUCACACCGGGCCCCAUGUAUCAUGUGUAUGCCACUGUCUGAAAAUUAAAAAAAUUGAAGAUGCUUUGGCCUUUCGGUCAUGUGAUGCUCGGUUUUCUUUUAAAAUGUAUAUUAAAUAGUUGGCAAGUAACCUCACAGCUAAGACAAACAAUGGAAAUGAGGAGAGCAGAAGCAUUGUUUCUGUUUCUGUUUAUCCUCUUUCGUUUAGUGUUUAGAGGCAUAAAAGAGCAACAUUUAUACUGAUGAUUGACAGGAAGUGAAGAUGGAGACGCUCGUGGCAGGAUACAUUUUCUUGUUUUCCAGACAACACAAACACAUAUUUGCUAAACAUAAGGGAUAAAUAAACAGAAUAUUAGAAAUCCUGGAUGUUUCAGUUUCCGUUCAAAGAAAAGCGGAGUAUUUGGUCCUAGCAGCUGGUAUUUAAUUUUUUUACUUCUUAUUGUAACAUGAUUGCAGUGUAAUCCAAUAGUGAGAGAAACAAGCACUCUAAAGUACUUAAAUCGGAGGCAUUCAGUGUCACCAUUUUUAUGUGCUGAGAGUAGAUCAAGUAGAUUUAAGCCUCUCGCUCAAUUUUCUUGUGCGGAAGAACUAAUGUGCUUUUAAUUUUUGGUUUUCCUGUUAGAUAAUGUCAGAAUAUGAUGAAGUCUUUGUCUUUGUUUCUUUUCAGGCUUAUUGUCGCUGUCUGUGAAAGGUGCAGAAGUGGCAUCCAUGACCCUCAAUGUCAUUCAGAGCAUUCCCAACCUGGAUUGGCUUUCUGCAUGGAUCAAAGCAUAUGCUUUCGUACACACUGGAGAUAACACAAGGGCUAUUAACACCAUCUGGUAAGGAGAAUCCCCUGACAAAUUAUACAUGGUACUCAAAGAUUCCCACCGUAACAUUUAGAUUGCAAGCACCCUGUUGAUGUAGUUUGUGUAAAAGUGCUGUAAAUGAUAGGCCUAUGCUCACGACAGGGACCUCUUUUUCCUUUUGCACUAUCCGUAUAUGCACAUAUCUGCCCCCUCUCCCAUGUUGAUGCUUUAUAAAUACAGUUCGUAAAGCUAACUGUUCAGAAAUUAGCAACAUAUUGAGCUUUUGCCCUGGUCAUGAUAUGAUUAUUUCACUUAUCUCAUUGGUGAGUAUAGUCUGUCAUUGCAGGCAUCGUCAUUCAAACACCCCCUUUUCAUAGGGAAUGCAGUGUUUACAUUAAAGCCUAAUUAUUUCACUUAGCUCAUUGGUGAGUAUAGUCUGUCAUUGCAGGCAUCGUCAUUCAAACACCCCCUUUUCAUAGGGAAUGCAGUGUUUACAUUAAAGCCUAAGAACACCUCCAGUGGCCACUUCCCAAAUGGCCACGGGAGGUGCUUCCGGGGGCAAUGCUGCACAGCGUCUCCAUGUUCUGCAUGGAGAUGCUGAACUUUCCUUGUAGAGAUGCAUUGAUUUAAUGCAUCUCUAUGAGGAGAUGCUGAUUGGCCUGGCAGACGUUUGUCCCCCUAUAGUAUUCCUUUAAGGUCAGGAAUUAGGCCUAGUGUAAUUUUAUUAUUACCACUGGUUGAAGCAAGCACAUAUUAGUCCAGUCCAAGCCAAACGCUCACAAUAGGUUGUUUAGUGUAUUGAAUCUGUAUAACAUAUUCUGUUCCAAUUUUAGAAUGAGUUACUGAGCCAAUUCUAUUUUAAUUUUGGGCAUCAAUGUAAUAACUUGCAUAUAAUUGUAUCCCUGUCAAAAAAAGUAAAUCACUGUGCUAGCCAAAUAAUUACACACUCUAACCACUACACCCUUUUGCAAUCUUUUUAUUAAAUUAUGACAGGGCCUUUUUAUUUUUUUAUUUUUGCUAUACAGAUCCCACAAUGCUUUGUCACACGAGGAUUUGCCAUCUGUUCAUUUUUGCAUGGUUGUGUUUGUGCAGUGUCUGUGUAUGUAGAAGUAAGUGUGUGGUUUUGUUAGUAUGACAUUUGUGUGAAUACAAGUGUCUGAGAGUAGUGAUUAAGUUUGAAUGCAGGAGUGUUCUCAUAGACCCAAUAAAUACUUAUACAUACAUGCACACUGUCACACACACAGAUACAAACUCGCCCACUGUAAGAAAGGAAUGAAGGAAGAAAGGACAUAUUUUGGCCACCCUCCUGUAUUCACUCUGUUUGGUUGCGAGAGGGUGGGUAUACACAAAGCUACACCCACCUUGUAUGAUACAGUACUAAACGGUUUUCCAAUAUCCUAAAAGUAGACAUACGAUUCUUUCUUCUUUUACAGCUGUAUGAUGUAUGUUUUUAUAUUUUAUUAUUUUGUAUUGUCUAUUACACAUUUCUCUGCAGUAUAUCCAUGCAUUUGCUCACAAUUUCACUGACACAAUGUAUGAGUUAAAUUUGUAUGCCUUAAAUCGUUUUGUGGAUGAGAGUUUCACUGUAAUGCAAUAAUCAUUCUUCCCAGUUCUCUAGAAAAGAAAUCUUUACUUAGGGACAAUGUUGAUCUUCUUGGGAGCUUGGCAGAUCUCUAUUUCAGAGUGGGCGAUAAUAAAAAUGCUAUCCUGAAAUUUGAACAGGCUCAGAUGCUGGACCCAUAUCUCAUCAAAGGUAAGCCAGUUUAGCACACAAUUUUGAAUUCUCUUCAUUAAACCUCAAAUUUUACUAAUAGAAUCUAUUUCUGUAAUUUCCGUUUCCACUAUCCACUCUACUGCUGAACUCCAUUAAAUGACACUAGACACAACAACUUUAGCUUGAUGAAACUGUUUGGCUUUAGAGAUCAUGCUCAUGCAGCCUUACUGCUCAAUUACCUGCCAUUUAGGAGUUCAACUUCUUUUGUUUCUGUUUAUGCAGCCCUAACUAUACCUUCCCUAAAUGUGACUCUGCAUAAAAAAUGGUUUCAUUGUGAAUCAGAUGUUAACUUAGUUUAGAAGAUUUUACCUCCUGUACUGUAAAAUAAACUUGGAAAAACACUCUGGUGGCUCCUGCACUGUCUAGAAUUCUAUUAAACAAGCAGGAGAUAAGAUAUUAUUCUAAAUUAAACAGAACAUGCUAGAAGGAAGUUUAAACAUUGGAUCUCUCUUUACAGGAAGUGUUUAGGAAGUCUGCAAGUCACGUAUUGGGAAGUUUGACUAGGGCGGCAUAAACAGAAACAAAAGUGGUUUAACGCCUAAAUGGCAGUAAGACUGCAGGGUCAUGAUCUAUACACCAAAACUGCUGCAUUAAGCUAAAGUUGUUUUGGUUCUUAUAGCAUCCCUUGAACUGCAGCUGUGCUUUAUUAUUCACAGUAGAUAUUGUAUAGAACUUGUUAGGUUCACAGUAAUCCAGAUAUCUGCCAAAUUCAUCCAGAUUCACGUUUGUGAAUACACACAACUAAAACCAGGUGAAAGUGAACACUGAGAACAGAACCCACUUAGGUCUAUUUGUAUAUCACAAAUGCAAAAAUGGCACAGUAGGUGACUACAAUAGCUCAAACACCCGUGUGGUAUCCCCUAUACCAACACAAAAAAUACAUACAAUACAAACACAAUGGAUGGAGCAAUAUUAGUUCUCUCCUCUUCUCCAAUAUAUUGUUGCGGAGAUAGAGAGAUAUACAAAAUAGUGUAGAUUGUUUACAAUAUAUAUUAAAGUGCAAUAGGUGCAAGGAAACACUCACAAAAUCAGAGCCAAGGAACCUGGCUCUGGUAUAGAUGGCUUCUGGAUCUAUUGUGGGGUGAUCCUUAACCCUUCUGUAGCUGGUAUGGUCUCCAAUAAGUAGAAGAGGAUCCAGAGGAUGGGAUAGAAAAAAAACUACUUUAUUGUAAAAAUAUAUACAUAAAAUAUUAAUUAAAAUAUAGAAGAAUAAAAUGUAAGUAAUAAAUGGUAAGCCAAUACGCGUUUCGCCAAUUGUGGCUUCCUCAGUCAGCUUUCAAUGAUUUGUCCAGUUAAUGUCCUUAUAUAAGUCCUUAUUAUCUUGUAUUUCGCGGUAAAACUCUGCUGUGGAACGCAUACGUGCGUUCUCCAUUUGCAUCCGUUUCCUCCCUUCCGGCCUCGCCGAUAUUGUGACGUCGCUUCCGGAUUCUGACGUCACUUCCGGGUUUUCCUCCGAGUGGAACGCACGGUGCGUUCCACUCCUUCUGUUACCUUCGGUUCACAUAGUGAGGCACCUCAGUGGGACGCAAAUAUGCGUUCCAAACCUCUUUCCAAUCUCCCUCCACAUUACAAUGUUUCAAACAUCUUCUGUUCGUAUGGUAGGGCGCUUAGGUGGAACGCAGACAUGCGUUCCAACCUCUUCCUCUUCUCCCUCCACACCAUAAAAUCUCAUAUACAUAGGGACAAGGGCAUAAUAAAUUAUAUAAAAACAUAGUAAAUUCAUAUAUCAAUUCAUCCUCUUGACAUAUUAAUUCUGCUAGAAUACAACCAUAUAAUUAAACACCCAGUUCUUAAAGUGACCAUGCUCAUUUCAUAAAUACAGUGCAUAUAAAAAACAGUAAAUUUUAAAAAGAGUGAAUUUAAAAAGACAGUGAAUGUUUCAUGAAGUGACCAUGCAAAUGUUGCCAUAGUGAAUAUACAGGUGAUAAAAUAAAUAUAAUAAUUGGAUAUCUUACUAAUAUUCUAUAUAAAACAUACUUUUGAUUUCAUUAUGUAAAAUAAAAGUGGAAAGUUAUGUCCUUAUUCUUUCCUCCUUUCAUAUUAUAAUAUCCUAAUAUAUAUUAAAACUAUCAAUCAAUUUAUAAGAAAUGACAUAACUCAAAAUCUUGGUUGAGUCCAUAUGGAAUUAAUGUCUUUAAAUUGUAGAUGCACUUCAUCUCCUCUUCUCCAAUCUUUUUAUUAAAAUCACCCCCCCUCCAAUCUCUAUGUAUUGCUUUUAUUGCACAAAAGGACAUAUUUUUUGGAUCUUUGUUGUGAUAUAAAUUAAAAUGAUUGGAAACACUAUGCGUCUCCAAUCCUUUUUUUAUAUUUCUAAUAUGUUCAAUCCUUAUGUGUACAUUUCUAAUUGUUCUUCCUACAUAUAUGAGGUCACAGGGACAUUUUAAAAUAUAAAUAACAUUUUUGGAAAAACAUGUUAGCUGAUUUCUUAUCAUAAAUGUUUUAUCUUUUUGAUACUGAAAGGAGGUAACGUGUCUUUUCUUUUGGUUAGUUUCCCUGCAAGCUAAGCAGGAACCGCAUCCAUAGAAACCUUUGUUUUUAUUUAAAAAAUGUUCAUUAUGUUUGGUAGUGUUUGCUAUUUGUAUAUCAGACUGAUCUCAUCCAAAAGGGCAGUCCAAGGCCUUAAUACUGGCAAGAUUUGUAGAAAGAGACGGGUGUUUUGUUUUUACCCUUGCCUGACUUUAAUUUUCCUGUUGUUAGGAAUGGAUAUUUAUGGAUAUUUGCUGGCCAGAGAAGGGCGGCUGGAGGAUGUAGAGAAUCUUGGUUGCCGAUUGUUCAAUAUAUCUGAUCAACAUGCAGAGCCAUGGGUGGUGUCAGGGUGAGGACUAUAUUAACAAAUGUUUUUAGGAUAUCAUUUGCUUUCACUUGUGGAGUUAUUUAAAAAGAUAGGGCUCUAUUAUGCUUUUUCAAUCUGUUAGGGCUAUUUAAAAUCUUCUUCACAAAAUAAAGGGAUUUAGUAGUACGGGCAUGUUGUCUUUAAUGUCACCCAAUGUUUAGAUGCUAACCUACAUGUUCCCAUUCCAACACAGGAUAUCUGCUGUUGGCUGCACUGCAUAUACUCCAAGGAACUCUGCAACAAUUUUAAGCUUUAAGCAUUUUCUUCUUAGGACACUUGUUGAUAAUUUGGCUCAUAACCCAUACACUUGCAUAAAAACUGUUUUAAACUGUGUCAUUGUUAAAUGGCAAAUUUUGGGUUAGAAUUCUGCAGUUAAUUCCUAUCUUUGCAUUCUAGGAGAAUGUGAAUACAAGGUUUCAGAGCUGCUGUAGCAGACUAUACAGUCUUCCUUGAAAUGUGCAGAUGAUGUAUGACAGUAUAUUGCAGAAUUGAGACUUUUUUUUUUUUUUUUUUAUCACUUUUAGUAUCCCUGUAGUUGCACCCUUUUUUUUUUUUUUUUCCUUCUAAUGCAAUCUUUCCCUUCUUUUAAGCUGCCACAGUUUUUACACCAAAAGACAUUCCAGAGCUCUAUAUUUGGGAGCUAAAGCUAUUCAGUUAAACAGUAACAGUGUUCAAGCUUUGCUUCUGAAAGGGGCAGCUCUAAGAAACAUGGGGAGAGUGCAAGAGGCAAUCAUCCACUUUCGAGAAGCAAUCAGGCUAGCUCCCUGCCGCUUGGACUGCUGUGAAGGUAAGUUAUGUCAUAAUAUAAUUUUGUAACUAAAGCAGAAAUUUAAAAAAUUGGAAAUAUUGUAUAUUUUCUCUCUUGAUUUAGAUUAACUGGUUUUGCACAAAAUCUAAAGAUUUUAUGUCUAGAAUUAGAAAAAUGAAUUGUACAAGGACAAAAAUAGUAAUCAUCCCUUAAUCAAUAUCCAAAUGGUCUGAGGGUUUAGCAAGCAUGCUGGGAAAUGCUACAGGUCCAAAAAGAUUAUGGCAACUUAUAUGUAGAUGUUUGGGGCAGUGCAUUGAUUGCAAGGGGGCCAUAGGUUUUUAAAAAUGUCCGGUGUACACUCCUUCGCCACCAGUCUUCCAGUUCUCUUUCUUUCAGGGUAAGGAGCAGCCCUCCUCUUGACCCAUUUCAAGUUAACAAACGCUCAUUGGGCUAGAUGAUUUAUAUAUUUUUUUUAAAUGGUAAGCUUGUUUGGACAGGUCUGUCCCCAUAUGUCAAAUGUGUCUUGUUAGAUUGAAUUGUUCUAGGACAUGUGUGCUAUUAUUUGGUUGCAUUUUAUUUUUAGGACUAUCCUUGCUUCCUUUUAUCAAGAUAAAAGGCACAUGCUAUUUGAUUCUGGACAGCACAGGUUCAGAAAAGCUGGAUUUUAGUUGUUUAGUUAAAAAAAAAAAAAAAAAGUUGUUUUGGUUUUUACUGGAGAAUUUCUUUUUAAAAAAAAAAAAGUCUGUUUAAAAAAAAAAGAAAAGAAAAAGUCUUCUGUAUUUAAUUAGAACCUUACAAUAAUACAUAUUUUAUAGUCUUCGUAUUUCUAAUUCUGCCUUUGCUCAGAGCUGCAGCUGCUCUGCAUAUAUAAUUUUUUCUUUCAUUCAAGUUUGUAAUGCCGUACUCUGUCCCAAUGCCAGUGUACCAGUCUGCCAUGAUGAAAUUGUUCUCUUGUUAACAGUUUGCCUUUGUUCUUGUGUUCCAAGGUCUAAUUGAAUGCUACCUGGCAUCCAAUAGCGUACGGGAAGCCAUGGUGAUGGCCAACAAUGUCUACAAAACCUUAGGAGCCAAUGCACAGACAUUAACUCUGCUGGCAACAGUGUGUCUGGAAGAUCCUGUAACCCAAGAGAAAGCAAAAACCCUUUUAGACAAGGCACUGUUACAAAGACCUGAUUAUAUAAAGGCAGUGGUGAAGAAAUCAGAACUGCUCAGUAAGUUCUUUUGUGUUUUAUGAACUUGGCAGUCAUCUACUGUAAAUGGAAUCUUUCGUUUUCCGUUACUGAAUGUAUUCAAAAUACUGGAUUUUCAUGUUGAGGUUCCUUACUUGGUUUGAGAGAAGCUAAUUUCUAAAUCUUUAUCCAGCUAAUCUACAUCACUGUUUAGGAACGCAUGUAGUCUAUACAGUAUGAACAGUGUGAACAAAAUAUGCAUACUUACUUCCAGAUUACUUCAUCCUUUAAGGUGGCCUUCCCACAACAUGUGUUCGCUGCAUGCAAAGUUGACCUAUACUACAAAUUCUAAGCUCUGUGGGAUGCUGAGGCUGGAUAGGCUAGUGGACAAACAGACAAUAGUGGUGCCAUGUUUGUAGCCGUUCUUUGUAUGUCAGUUGCGUGUUGAUGAAGGCAGGAUAGGAAUAAAAAAACUGGGGGCGGCCAUGAUGGCUGACCAAGUUAGUAGCAUGUGGCUGCAGCUAUAAGCCUAAUCUAUUUAUUUAUUUAUUUAUUUAUUUUAAAAUUUAUUUAUUGUACAGAUCGGUUAAUCUUUCCAUGAAAACCUCUGUCAGUCAGCUCAAACCUAUUUGGUCUUUGUCGGGGGAAAUGUGUGUCUCUGACCUUAGAAUAGACCAAUAAUAUACCAGAACAGAAAUAUUCCACUAAUCUAUAAAACAUGGGGGAAGCACAAUAAAACAUUGCUGUAUGAAAAGCAUUUAAAAAAAAUAAUAAUAAUUUUUAAUGUGACUUGGUGAUUCGUCUUGUUGACAAUUAUAUUCCUCUUUCUAUUUACUAAAUUAUUAGUAUUUAGCAUCUCCUUUUUAAACCCCUCCCACUUUUCUACCCAUAGUCCCGUUUUACACCCUAUAUCCAAUUAGGGUCAUAAUCAUCAUCAUCCUUAAGUGUGACAUAAAGAUUUUUGCUAAAUUUAGAUUUCUUGGUUAUCUACCUCCACCAUUUCUAAUUGCCUUCUUGGACAUUCUCGGGUGCUGUAACAGUAAUCACCUUCCUUAGCCGCCUAGAAAAACAUCCCAUUCAUAUUUCAGUAUGAUAACCAAACAAUCAAUGCAUUUCCCUUCAGAACAGGAAUCUGUACGUAAACUUUAAAGACCUGUCCCCAAAAAUAGUUAAUCUUUAAGCACAGAGACAUUUUUUGUCUCUUAUGAGACACAGUGAUGUUUUUUUUUUGUGUUUCAGGUCGAGAACAGAAGUAUGAUGAAGGUAUUGCCCUUUUGAGGAAUACACUCGCCAACCAAAGUGACUGUGUCUUACAUCGCAUGUUGGGGGAUUUCUUGGUGGCUGUGAAUGAAUUUCAAGAAGCCAUGGAUCAGUAUAGCAUUGCCUUAAGGUACUUUUGCCUUUAACAGAACAUUAUUCACGGGACUUGUGAAGAUGGUUUCUGAUGCUCAUGCUUUAGAAGGACUGUGCAAACAGCAAACUGUAGUUAUGGUGCUUGUAAACGGUUUGACUAGUUACCAGGGCAAACAGUGUCACGAAAACGACUUGACAACAUACUUGGCUGCCAGUCACAGCAUCUCAUGAAACCGUAAGCUUUGCAUCAUGUAGGUCAGUCCUCCACACUGGUCUCCUUAACUCAUUGGUUGCUUGCAUGGGGCCUCUAUUUCCACAACUCCUUUUUUACCAUGAGGGCAGUAAAACUUAAAUGAAGAAAAAGACUAAACCAGACACCAAAACAAUGUAAUAUUGAAAACAUGCUGUGUUGUAACCUCUCUCUGAUUCUAUAUUCAGAAAGUAAGGAUCACUGGAAGAAAAGGAAAUAUCCAGGCACACCUGAGGUUUCUUCUAAAAGGCAGUUUUGUUUUUUGGGUUUUUUAUUAUUUGAAACAAGGAAGUGGAGACAACAUUUUGGCUCCUCUCUGAGCCUUUAUCAAGAGAGGAGCUGAAAUGUUGUCUCCACUUCCUUGUUUGAAAUAAAAAAGACUACCUUUUAGAAGGAAUCCUAGGUGUGCCUGAAUAUUUAUUUUCUUCUAUUUGAUGUCUUCAAGAAUUGGCCCUCCUUCCAUGGAGCUCCCUGCAGAAAGUAUCCCCCCUUUUUUAGUUUGUGCAUUACACUCUUGCAAAGAAAGUAAGGAUUCUUGAUAUUAAAUGAUAAAUUUAAUUUGAGACAUUUUUGUCCUAAAUUAUUGUCUGAAAUGCCAGACUAUGAUUCUAGGGCUCAUUUACAACCUUCAUAGCCACUUUUAAGUUCUUUUUGUUUUGCUUCUGUAGCAACAUAUGCUCUCCGAUAACCAAUAUUCACUUUAUUUCACUAUUUGCAAGCCAGAAAGGUAUUUGGUAUUUGACCUUUACAUUAACAGCCUUUAAAUAGUGUGUAUGAGUGAACUUUAAUCAAUCGAUAUCUUCUAAUGCCUGCUUGUUUUAGCGGUUUCAUUGUUUGUUUUUUUUUUUUCUUAGCUUGGAUCCCAAUGAUCAGAAGUCCUUGGAAGGAAUGCAGAAAAUGGAGAAAGAGGAGAGUCCGACAGAUGCCACUCAGGAAGAAGAUGUGGAUGAUAUGGAAGGAAGUGGAGAAGAAGGAGACCUGGAGGGCAGUGACAGUGAAGCUGCUCAAUGGGCAGAUCAGGAGCAGUGGUUUGGAAUGCAGUGAUUUGGUGGAAAGGAGCAGUGUUCAUUUAUGCCUCCGUUUUCACUGUGAACAAUUUUAGACUUCAAUAAUUCAUGUAUCUUGAACAAGUGUUUACCUUGGGAAUUAUGUGGAGCUAAAUCACGGAAGCUUCAAAAACAGCCUUUUGGAAUAAAGUGCUCUGGCAGUGUUCCAUGUGACGUCUUGUAAAGGGUUUUUUAGAGCACUAUGGUACAGUGCAAUCAGCACACACAUUUGCUGAGAUGCUUUGCUUCCUUGCUGUAAUGAUUGGACAUGCUUUGUAAAGUCAAAUAUUUGGAACAUUUAUCAUUGCAAUAUCCAAAUUACUGUAAAACAAUUUAAAACUUAGACCACUUAUGAGGCUCAUUGGACAAUACAAUUUCAAUAUCUAGAAUUCCAAUAAUUAGACCUGUUUCAGCUAUGUCUUCUACGUCCACAAUAGUGACCUGCUAUCUUGAUGUAGUGUGCUGUGCAGCGGAGGGCACCAUGAUCCACUGCUUGCUCAGCAAGCAGUCGGAUGGCUAAGGAUGAUUAAUUGAGAUUAAUUACUUAAUUGCCCUGUGUAAUGUAACUUACAAUGAAGCAUUUUUAUACACAAACCUAUCAAAACGUUUACCUUUUGUAGAAGCUAAAUAGAUGCACGGAACAUGAAUUCCUCCAACCACACAAACAAAAUGUUUUAAAUGCAUACCUGCCAACCACAAAAAAGCAUCAAUAGACUGAUAUCCGUUUAGAAAGUGCUUGUCUGCACACUUGAUGCAUAUGUGUGUAUUUUUUGUUUUAUCUUAUUAUAACCCUAUAUUAACCAUGUUAAUAGCUUUUUUUGUUUUUUGUUUUUUUGUGUGUGUGUAAAUUCUUACUUUCUUUUCUGUUGUAAAAUGUGUGCGUUCCAUGCAUUUGUUUAAUAUUCAUGUGGUAAAAUAUGAGUUUGUAUACAGUGUAUACAGAAUUUCCUCUGUCAAACCUGUACAAAGAUCAAUUGCAUUUCUAUUGAAUAAAACAAGGACUAUUUUUUUGUGA
This is a messenger RNA of Pelobates cultripes (western spadefoot toad), 24843 nucleotides long. NCBI's taxonomy places the organism in Eukaryota, Metazoa, Chordata, Amphibia, Anura, Pelobatidae. The record is from the annotation of a GenBank genome assembly.